AUGAGUAUAGGUAGCAAUAGUCAACACGGCUUAUGGUGGGACUGCAUCAGAGCCGAGAAGCAUGUCGUUGCAGUGGGCGACUUUUACGAUGAAACACCUCUACAUUGCAUGUACAAAUUUGAUAACUCAGCCGAGAUGGUUAUUGAAAAUACGCUGAAUAAUAUCGACGAGGAUGGUGCUGCUGGUGAAAGCGAACACCAUCGGUUUUGGGCUUGGCAUAAAGCGAUUCUAUUCUUCAUCAUCACCUCACAAAUACUUGCAUUUCUUUCAAUAUGUACAGGAGUUUGUGCUCCAUGCUUUCCACCAACUGCCUUCGUAUUCACGAUCUCACUCUUUAUUGCAUGUUUUCAAUUAUGUAGUGUCACUAAUGCUGCUGUUACAGUAAUCUGCUCUCUUAUUGCUGAUGGUGUAUUUUUCCUGGCAGCGAAUCGCGUUGACAACCGAUUUGUUCAGGGAAUGGUUGGGACAUAUGAGGUGUGA
This is a messenger RNA of Strongylus vulgaris, 480 nucleotides long. The record is from the annotation of a GenBank genome assembly. Lineage: Eukaryota; Metazoa; Nematoda; Chromadorea; Rhabditida; Strongylidae.